Molecule: messenger RNA, 175 nt
Organism: Funneliformis caledonium
Lineage: Eukaryota; Fungi; Glomeromycota; Glomeromycetes; Glomerales; Glomeraceae
Source: the annotation of a GenBank genome assembly
AUGGGUUUUAAUGAAUAUUAUGAUGCAAAUUUCAAUGAUAAUAUUUCUUUAAAACAAGAAACAAUUUUAAGUAAUUCUGAAAGAUUAAGUAAUGUAUCUAGAACUUCAUUUGAUAAAAAUGUUAAUACUAAUGCAGAUACACAUAUUGCGAAAAGACUACGAUAUAAAGGGUCAA